This is a messenger RNA of Mesorhabditis belari, 765 nucleotides long. NCBI's taxonomy places the organism in Eukaryota, Metazoa, Nematoda, Chromadorea, Rhabditida, Rhabditidae. The record is from the annotation of a GenBank genome assembly.
AUGGAAACCUCGACAAGUCGACACCAGUUGGAGCAUUUUCUGCAAACACUUCAGCCAAAGCAAGAAAACCUCGACUCGGCCUCGUUAAUGCAAUCGUUUCACGAGGAUUUAAGCGUGACCGAAUCGAUCAUGUACACCGGCUAUGAUAGCAUCGUCGAUUUGUGUGUGCAAAGUGUGAUGGCAUCCGCGAGGAAUAUGACCACCGAUCAGCUGAAGGCCCUUCUCGAAGAUGACGCUCAAAUGGAGGCGAUGAUCGACGGACUUUCACAGAUCCGAAACGUUCCCCAAGACAAAAAGACGGAGCUUGCGCAAAACAAAUCAUUGGCUGAAUGGAAUUUGGCACAGGAGCCUCGAAUCAAUCAAUUGAAGGCGCAAGUGAAAGUAACACAUGCAAAUGCACAACAAUUGAAGCAAGAAGUCGAAGGGUUAAAGAGCCAAUUAGAUAAAACAUCCACUGAUCGAUCCCUGGAAACGACAAGUGCUUUACUGCAAGUGGAAGUUCAAAAAGCUGAUGAAGAAGCUGAGGAACUCGCUCGGCAAUUCGAGGAUGGAGCGCUAAGCGCUGAUGUCUUUAUUAAAGGAUUUCUCGAAAAGAAAAAGCUCGCACACACAAGAAAAAUCAAGUCAGAGAAGCUGGCAAACUUACUACAAGAUCAAUUGUUCAAUACACCAAUGGGCGGUCGAUCUACUUCAAUGGUUCAACCUCCCUAUCCAACCGCAUACCCAGAUAUUCCGCAGCCAAAUGUGAAUCGGCAUUCCUUGUGG